GUCUAUGGGCUAUGGGCGCACCUGUUCCUUCUUCAGGUUCUUCAGUAAUCUGUGGUAGUUGAAAAUGGUCUGACAGUAGCGAAAGUAGAGUUUGAUGUUGAGAUAGUUUGUACAUAUGUAAUUUUUUACAUAUUGAAUAUCACUCGUUGAUUUUAGUUUGUGUAUUGAAUAAUUUCCUCGAAGUUGUUGGUGCAUACACGUCAGUGAACAACAUGUUUCGUAUUUUGCAUAAACGGACGAAAAUGAAACUCGUAGGAAUGUGAGGUCAAAAAUAUAUCUCGGAUUUACAGAUUUCAGCCCAUUUACAAUAUAACAAAUUCACCAUGGAUUGUCUUACAUUCAGAGGAAGACUGUAUAUUUCUUGACAAACAGUCAAUGUUAGUUAGAGGAAUUACCUGUGUCCAGACUUCGAAAUGGGGAAUAUCUGUUCAUCAUCAAAGGGACUCUUCCUAGCAAUAAUGAUACUACUUGCAUUUUGCCUGAGUAUGACCACAAUUUUAGCACAUUUUGGGGAUGUGGCUCAAUCAAUGACAAGCGAGAAAAGGGAGGAACUGAAGGAAGAAGCAAGAGACAUGUUUUAUCAUGCUUACAGAGCAUACAUGGAAAAUGCCUAUCCUGCUGAUGAGCUGAUGCCACUCAGUUGUACUGGCCGGUGGAGGGGAACGGAACCCAGUCGGGGAGACAUAGAUGACACUCUUGGAAACUUUUCACUGACUUUGAUAGAUACACUGGAUACCCUUGCCGUGCUAGGGGACCUUGAGGAGUUCGAGCAUGCUGUGCAGCUGGUGCUGAGGGACGUUAGUUUCAACAGUGAUGUGAUUGUCUCUGUGUUUGAGACCAACAUCAGAGUCCUUGGUGGAUUGCUGUCAGGACAUGUUUUGGCUGAAUACUUGCAGCAGCGAGCGGGCAUCAUGAGGUGGUAUCAUGGAGAACUGUUGCAGAUGGCACGGGACCUGGGAUAUCGUCUCUUGCCAGCUUUCAACACCACAACUGGCAUUCCUCAUGCAAGGAUCAACUUGAGGUACGGACUGAAGAGCCCAAAGCUGGAGUCAUCACGUGAAACAUGUACAGCAUGUGCAGGAACCAUGAUUCUAGAAAUGGCAGCACUGUCACGACUUACUGGCGAACCUGUGUUUGAGGAAAAAGCUCAUCGGGCCAUGGAUGAGCUGUGGAAAAUCAGACAUCGGAGCUCAGAUCUGAUGGGCACUGUUCUGAACAUUCAUUCAGGUGACUGGGUACGAAGGGACUCUGGUGUGGGUGCAGGCAUUGACUCCUACUAUGAAUAUUGCCUGAAGGCUUACAUCCUGCUUGGUGAUGAACGUUACCUUGGCCGCUUCAAUAAGCAUUACUCUGCUGUGAUGAAGUACAUCAGCCAGGGCCCCAUGCUGAUCGAUGUCCACAUGCACCGUCCGCACACUAAUUCCCGCAACUUCAUGGAUGCCCUCCUUGCAUUCUGGCCUGGCCUGCAGGUGUUGAAAGGGGACAUCAAGCCUGCAGUGGAGACACAUGAAAUGUUGUACCAGGUGAUGCAGCGUCACACCUUCAUUCCAGAGGCCUUCACUACUGACUUCCAGGUUCACUGGGGACAGCAUCCGCUUCGACCAGAGUUUCUGGAAUCCACUUAUUUCCUUUAUCGGGCAACAGGUGACCCAUACUAUCUGGAAGUGGGGCGUAAUGUUCUAAGAAGUCUGCAGAAGUAUGCACGUGUACCAUGUGGGUAUGCAGCUGUCAGAGAUGUGCGCACAGGCAUACAUGAGGACAGAAUGGACUCAUUUGUGCUAGCAGAGACUCUUAAGUACCUUUAUCUUCUGUUUGCUGAUCCAGCAGAUCUUGUGCUAGAUCUGGAUGAGUUUCUGUUUACUACAGAGGCCCAUCUUCUUCCGCUGUCACUUGCUCGCAGCUCGAACUAUACAGUUGUUACGAUCUCAGAACAGCUGGAGAUGAGAAGGGGAGAAGCAGACCCAGAAUACACACGCUCGUGUCCCAAUACCCUGCAUUUGUUCCCUGAAUCAGUUCGUAGGCCCCUGCGCAACCUUGUGGAUGGUAUUUGUCCACGGAGACCCACACGGAGAAGAUUACAUGCUUCUGAGUUCCAGGCUGGUAAUCCUGAUCACAUGAAAAUGGUGAAGGAUAUGGGCAUUUCUAUCCUUACUCUACCUGAUGGCAGGGUGCAGCUGCUGCACACUUUUUCUAACGCUCGGACACCAACUGAUGCAGAAGAGGGACUGCUUUUCAUGCAGGAGAUGGUGCAACUGGCGAAGUCACAGUCGCAGCAGCCUGACACACCCCCUCAGGCUGUUGCUUUCACAACGAGGUCUGAUGAUGGUGAGGAUAAGCAGAUUGUCCUCACUGCAGGUCCUGCACAUUUUGGACAUGAGUUGCGUGAUGCCGAUGAGGUAAAAGGUCGUGUAGGUGUGGCGGAUCCAUUAAGAGUAUGCGAAGAUGUGCUGAACCCGGAGCAUAUCAGAGGACGCAUUGCUAUAGUGGAGCGUGGAGACUGUAUGUUUGUUGAGAAGGCAAGACGGCUGCAGAAAGCUGGAGCCAUUGCAGGCAUUGUGAUGGACAAUACGCCAGGGACAUCAGCUGCCACCUCCCCCAUGUUUGCCAUGUCGGGCGAUGGCACUGACGAUGUUACCAUCCCUGUUGUGUUUCUCUUCUAUCAGGAUGCUUCUGAACUGAUGGAUGCUAUGUACAUCAAUCCUGCACUGGAAGUGACUGUCACAGAUUUAAGAGCCAUACAGCAGAAGCAUGAAACAGCGAAAUUGCCUACUGAUAAGCUGAAGAGUGACGGUUCGCUGUUGUCAUUACAAGAAAAAUCACAAGAUUCAACACUGGAAAGGCUAAAAGACCCAAUCCAGGAGUUCCUCAACAAACAGGAUGCUGUAGCAAAGGGAAGUGUAGGUAUCCCAGAGGUUAUGCAGGCAGAUGUAGGCAACCUCCCGGCAGCAGUGGAAAGCAAUGCUGACAGUCAGGAGACCAUUCACAUUUCUCGUCAAGACUCGUCAGCAGCAACACAGCCACCCACAGUGUUCACAAGCAGAGCAGAGGAAGAACGCUGGGUGCAGCUGCUUACUGCAUUGGCUGAAGACGAGAACAAGGGAGACGUGGUAGUGCCUGAGUCACUGGUGCGUCUCUACCACCAGAUGCUGAGCAAACAGUUUGAUGGAAGCAAGAAGGGUUCAUCUGCUCGCUUACACGCUACGUGGCUGCUCGCAGAGUUAGUGCAGCUAGCUGCCCCUGUCAAGGCAGGGGAGAGGACUUCUGGUCAGGCUGAAAUGGAACAGGAGCAGGUUGCUGUGAAACUGAGCCCACGUAGCAGUGAUGAUAUAGUGCUAGGAACAGCAGAAGAGGACGGCUGUGAUAAGGGCAGUGAAGAUUGCGUGAGGCUCCGAACUUCUUCAGACAGGGUAUGGGAAGACAAGCAGUUAGGACAUGGGUCAGAUGAACUAUGAAAGUUACACAAAAUGUGAGGUGAAUACUGUCUUCUGUUCAGGUCUGUUUACCUUAUGAAACAUUUUCUAUACUUCAUAUUCCAAGCUCUCAUCCAUGUGCUACAAUGUUUGUAAGUCAUAGUUUCCUAAUGACUAGAAAGAAUUUGAAGUAUUUUUGAAAAUUUACUUUUCCUAAUUGCAGUUUAUCUCAAAUAUUGUACUGUUGAAUGUUUUAAUCUCUUUCUGUGAAUUUGAUUUUACUGUUUUAGUUUCAAUCUUGGAAUAUUCUGCUGGUAAAAUGGCAUGAAGUGUUUCUUUCGGAUGCAUUAAAGGGUACUUUAAAUGGAAUGAGAGUAACGCGUUAUGAAGUAAACAUACCAAAGUACCAACAACAAUUCAGAAAGUCAAAAACAUUGGCUUUGGGCCCAUAGCCAACAGUGCUUGCUCAUCUGCUGGUUUAUUAAGGGCAUUAUAAGUUUUGUGAGAAGUGAGAUGUUCUGUGACAGUGAUUUUCAACCCAUGAAUGGAAAAUAUUUUAUUACACAUCUCAGUGGGGGGGCAGAACCCCUCAUCAGUUAAAAUGAUGUGGCAUUAUCUGGAUGAAACAGUCCCUAGUGAAGGGACUGGAAUAAAAGUUAUGUUUGUGUUAAAGAAUUGUACCUAAGGAUUUUGUGUGAAUGAGUAAUACAGUUAUUUUCUAUCAGAAUUUACCACUGUGAUUGUUGUCAUCUUAAAGUCAUAUAAAUAUGGUACCUGCUUGCCUAAGUCAUUCCAGUUGUCUGGUUAUACCAACUUGACCUGUAAUUGAAUUGUCACACUGGCAGUAGAAAUGUCAUUGUCAUGUAUAUUGUGAAAGCUGGACAGACUAUGUUCUUGUUUGGAUGGAGGCAAUCCUUAUUUACUCAGCAGUAUGUAGAUUGACACUUCCGUCCUCAUCAAUUGACACACAUUAUCAGUGAAGCAUAUAAAGAUGUCAUGAAAUAGUUGAACCUCUUCACUGCUAAGCUCUGCUAUAGUAGUGUUGACACAUAUGCUUCCUUAGUUGAUUCUAUAGCUGGAUCAGUGCUCGGAGAUGAAUUUCCAUCUGGUGCUGCCAGCUGUGGGAGCACUGAAGAAGCUGCUGGAAUGAUAAAUGAAAAGUGUAAAAAACAAAGCAAUGAGGUUUUGCUAGCGGAAAGUUGCGGAUUCAAGUCCUGAUGAGAUCAUUGGAUUUUUUUUCAAUUGACCUAAUCCUUCCAGCCACACUAGGCCCUGGG
Molecule: messenger RNA, 4687 nt
Organism: Cryptotermes secundus
Lineage: Eukaryota; Metazoa; Arthropoda; Insecta; Blattodea; Kalotermitidae
Gene: Edem2
Product: ER degradation-enhancing alpha-mannosidase-like protein 3
Exons: 19
Coding region: 414-3452 (1012 amino acids)
Biological process (GO): endoplasmic reticulum mannose trimming; mannose trimming involved in glycoprotein ERAD pathway; carbohydrate metabolic process
Cellular component (GO): endoplasmic reticulum; membrane
Molecular function (GO): calcium ion binding; mannosyl-oligosaccharide 1,2-alpha-mannosidase activity
Source: RefSeq, a predicted model, not a curated record